GGACGGUGGGUCACGGCGGGGCGGGCGGCAGCCCGAGGACCCCCGCGUCCAGCCGGCCGCUCUCCGCGGAGCCCGGGCCGGUUCGCCGCCGUCAUGGCCAGGCGCCCCCGGAGCAGCCGGGCGUGGCGCUUUGUCCUGAGCGCGGCCCGCCGGGAUGCGGCCGAGAGCGGCUACAACUCUGACGGGCAGCACAGCGACUCCGACUCGGACCCCGAGUACGCGUCCUUGCCGCCUGCCAUCCCCAGCGCCGUGCCCGUGACCGGGGAGUCCUUCUGCGACUGUGCCGGCCAGAGCGAGGCCUCGCUGCGCAGCCUGCACGCCGCGCACCUGAGCAAGGACUGCCGCUGCGGGGAGGAGGCGGAGCACUUCGACUGGGUCUGGGAUGACCUGAACAAGUCCUCUGCCACCCUGCUGAGCUGCGACAACCGCAAGGUCAGCUUCCACACCGAGUACAGCUGUGGCACAGCGGCAAUCCGGGGCACCAAGGAGCUGGGCGAGGGCCAGCACUUCUGGGAGAUCAAGAUGACGUCGCCCGUGUAUGGUACCGACAUGAUGGUGGGCAUCGGGACAUCAGAUGUGGACCUGGACAAGUACCACCACACGUUCUGCAGCCUGCUGGGCAGAGAUGAGGACAGCUGGGGCCUCUCCUACACAGGUGAGUGGCUGGAGGGGGAUGGGCUGCGGCCCUGGUGGCCCUCCGCGCUCACCACCCCUCCCGACCCCAGGGCUCCUGCACCACAAGGGCGACAAGACGAGCUUCUCCUCACGGUUCGGUCAGGGCUCCAUCAUCGGGGUGCACCUGGACACGUGGCACGGGACUCUGACGUUCUUCAAGAACAGGAAGCGCAUAGGAGUGGCCGCCACCAGGCUGUGGGACAGGAAGUUCUACCCGAUGGUGUGCUCCACGGCCGCCAGGAGCAGCAUGAAGGUGGUCCGCUGCUGUGCCAGCUCCACCUCCCUGCAGUACCUGUGCUGUCGCCGCCUGCGCCAGCUGCGGCCGCACUCUGGGGAUACUCUGGAGGGCCUGCCCCUGCCGCCCGGCCUGAAGCAGCUGCUGCACGACAAGCUGGGCUGGGUGCUGGGCAUGAACCGUACCCGCCACAAGCCGCCCACGCCCGCGCCUGCGCCCGCCCCAGCCGGGACCGAGAACAGGCCCUGUCAGAGGAAACGCUGCCGACGGAGCUGACCCCCGGCUGUCCUCUCCCUGGCCACGGCCCACGUAGCAGAAGAAGCUGGGCCCUGCCUCUGCGGAGGUCAGGACUGCCUUGCCGCCUGGGCUGGGCAGAGCAACAGGUGGCCAGGCCCUCUGGACCCAGUGUGGGAGCCGAGUAGGGUGGCCACCCGGCGCUGCCUGCGGUGGAGGGCCCAGCUAGCAGCUGCUGCCCACAGCUCUGCGUGUCCUUAGCCGCUGUUCCCGCAGGCUCCAUGACCCCAGGGACUACAAUAAACAGAGUGUCUGUCUCCUGUGACUGAGCCUACUUGGGGCUGCCAA
Ochotona curzoniae (black-lipped pika) is the source of this 1492-nucleotide messenger RNA. RefSeq names its product SPRY domain-containing SOCS box protein 3-like. The coding region runs from base 94 to 1332 and encodes 412 amino acids. Gene Ontology annotation, biological process: proteasome-mediated ubiquitin-dependent protein catabolic process. Lineage: Eukaryota; Metazoa; Chordata; Mammalia; Lagomorpha; Ochotonidae. The record is from RefSeq and is a predicted model, not a curated record. Gene Ontology annotation, cellular component: SCF ubiquitin ligase complex. The transcript is spliced from 5 exons. Gene Ontology annotation, molecular function: protein binding.